UUCGCGUCACGCGGCACGCAGGCUAAAACUUCAACCCCAAAUUCUGAUCUCAAUUUUUGGCUAUACACGCAAUUUUCGCACUCUCGUUCUUCCUCACAUUCUACUUGCAGCGCCGUGCGGUAGCGGCGGUGGAGACCAUUCUGAUUAACAGCUGACUUCGCAUUCAACUUGUGCACAAGCACUGAUGGCAUCUAAGUUGCGGCAAUUGCAAUCCAAAGCUUGCCAAGCAUCACAAUUUGUAGUUAAGCGCGGGACCCCUUACUACAAGCAGUUGUUAGAGGAGAACAAGCAAUACAUUCAGGAGCCACCUACCGUGGAGAAAUGCAACCUACUGGCAAAGCAAUUAUUUUAUACUCGACUUGCUAGCAUUCCUGGUCGUUGCGAGUCAUUUUGGAAGGAGCUUGAUUAUGUCAAGAACUUGUGGAAGAACAGACGAGAACUGAAGGUUGAAGAUGCAGGUAUUGCCGCUUUGUUUGGCCUGGAGUGCUUUGCUUGGUUUUGUGCCGGUGAAAUUGUUGGAAGGGGGUUCACUUUUACGGGUUACUACGUUUGAGGAAAGAAAAAUCUUUCUCUGGCCAUUUAUUAUGGUGCAUUCUACAAGCCGAUUUUUGAUUUUCUGGAAUUUGAUCUUUGACACACGAAAGUAACAAACUGGUGUUGAACUUAGAUAAGGCUUAAUAAGCCCAUGUAUUCGAAGCGGGAUUAACCGUGCGUUGUUUUGCGAUCAAUUGGAAGGUAGUGCUGAUCCUCCCUGCCAUCAGUUUGAGUAACAUAUAAAUAAACAUGGCUUGGCGUUAAAUCCAUGUUUUAAUUUUGA
This is a messenger RNA of Neltuma alba, 817 nucleotides long. RefSeq lists its product as uncharacterized. The transcript is spliced from 3 exons. The record is from RefSeq and is a predicted model, not a curated record. The coding region runs from base 185 to 553 and encodes 122 amino acids. Lineage: Eukaryota; Viridiplantae; Streptophyta; Magnoliopsida; Fabales; Fabaceae. Gene Ontology annotation, biological process: proton motive force-driven ATP synthesis. Gene Ontology annotation, molecular function: proton transmembrane transporter activity.